Molecule: messenger RNA, 5363 nt
Organism: Scatophagus argus
Lineage: Eukaryota; Metazoa; Chordata; Actinopteri; Scatophagidae
Product: PH_BCR_vertebrate and RhoGAP_Bcr domain-containing protein
Exons: 22
Coding region: 1-3990 (1329 amino acids)
Biological process (GO): positive regulation of GTPase activity; protein phosphorylation; intracellular signal transduction
Cellular component (GO): membrane
Molecular function (GO): protein serine/threonine kinase activity; GTPase activator activity; guanyl-nucleotide exchange factor activity
Source: RefSeq, a predicted model, not a curated record
AUGGUUGAACCAGUGGGGUUUGUGGAGGCAUGGAGAGCCCAGUUCCCAGAGUCUGAGCCCCCUUCUAUGGACCUGAACUCCAUGGGGGGCAUUGAACAGGAGUUGGACAAAUGCAAGGCAUCUAUCAGGCACUUGGAGAAGGAAGUAAACAAGGAGCGCUUCCGGAUGAUCUACUUGCAGACUCUCCUUGCAAAAGAGAGGAAGUCUUAUGAUGGGCAACGAUGGGGAUUUAAAAGGACACCCCAGAUAAACGACGGAGACUUGCCCUGUGGCCCAGACAGCCAGAGGUCCCACACAGAUGAGGCACCAGUGGAGGAGCAGCAGCAGCUCAGAGGGCCUGUAAAGACAGCCAGAUGCAAACCACAUCCUGAAGGAGAGGUGGAUGGCGUAUCCCCGGCUAAACAGAAGGGAGGGGUGACACCACUCCGCCAGGAGUCAGAGAUUCCCGAUUUCCCACUGGGCACAGGCUCGGUGGCGGCGUUGAGAUCCAACUUUGAACGCAUCAGGAGAGCCACCUCUCACACAGCCGGAGAUGGUAGAGGGUUGUCGGUGAUGGGCAGCCAGGAGAAACCUUUUUAUGUGAACAUGGAGUACCAUCACGAGCGAGGUCUGGUCAAAGUCAACGACAGGGAGGUCUCAGACAAGAUCAGCACCCUGGGCUGUCAGGCCAUGCAGAUGGAGCGUAAAAGGUCCCUGCACUCCCUCCCAGGGAACCUGUCUGCUGCCACGGGGGACAUCAGCAAGGCUGUUCAGAGAGGCAGAUCCACAGAGGGGAACUGCAGCUACAAUGGGUCACAUGAAGACGCAGAGGCCAACCCACACUUCCUGAAAGACGAUGUGAUCCGGGAAAAGUCUGCGCGGCAGCCAGCAGAGUGCCAACCUUACACCAGUGUGUACGUUGGAGGGAUAAUGGCUGAAGGGGACACUCGAGUCAUCCACAUUAGAGACCACAGCGUAGAGGAGGAUGCGCAUCUUACCUGGCCAAGACGCUCCUACUCUCCAGGCAGCUUUGACGACGUUGGAGGAGGAUACACGCCAGACUGCAGCUCCAAUGAAAAUUUAACAUCCAGUGAGGAGGACUUCUCCUCCAGCCAGUCCAGCCAUGUGUCCCCCAGUCCCACCACCUGUCAGAUGUACAGAGAGAAAAGCCGCUCACCUUCCCAACAAUCCCAGCACUCCUUUGACAGCAGCAGCCCCCCCACACCCCUGUCUCAGAAACGACUGAAGCAGCAGGUGGUGGUGUCUGAGGCCUCCAUCACCGGGGUCUGUAAAAGAGGCCAGAUCUGGCCCAGUGACGGGGACUCUACCAUGUCCAGCAGGACCUCUCAUGACAACAGUCUUCAAGGAGAUCUGGAGGCUUCCUACAACGAGACCCCUACAUCAUAUGGCUAUGACCUGGAGCACUCGGAAGAGAACCAGCCUCACCACGGCCCUCUGUCCUUUACUGGAUCUCCUUCAUCCUCGCCACGACUCCGCACCAAGAGCCAGAGCAGCAGAGACACCCAGUCCACGGGUUCUCUGGAGUCCACGCUGUCGGUGGAGUUGGAUCAGGAGAAGGGGCUGGAGAUGAGGAAAUGGGUUCUGUCAGGAAUCCUGGCCAGUGAGGAGACCUACCUCAGCCACCUGGAGGCCCUACUCAUACCCAUGAAGCCUCUGAGGGCCGCAGCCACAACUUCCCAACCGAUGCUGACCAUCCAGCAGAUAGAGACCAUCUUCUUCAAAGUGCCAGAGCUUCAUGAGAUCCACAAGGAUUUCUAUGACGCUCUGCUACCCCGAGUCCAGGACUGGGGCCACCAGCAGUGUGUGGGCGACCUCUUUCAGAAACUGGCCAGCCAGCUUGGAGUGUACCGGGCAUUUGUGGAUAACUAUAAGGUUGCUGUGGAGACGGCGGACAAGUGCUGCCAGGCAAAUGCUCAGUUUGCAGAGAUAUCUGAGAAUCUCAAGGUCAAAAGCACAAAGGACUGCAAAGACCAGUCGGCCAAAAAUUCACUGGAAACUCUUCUCUACAAACCGGUGGACCGAGUGACUCGCAGCACACUUGUUCUGCAUGAUCUACUGAAGCACACACCCUCCAGCCACCCGGACUAUCCGCUGCUACAGGAUGCCCUGCGCAUCUCGCAGAACUUCCUGUCUAGUAUUAAUGAAGAAAUCACACCACGCAGACAGUCCAUGACAGUUAAGAAAGGAGAGAACCGUCAGCUGCUGAGGGAUCGCUUCAUGGUGGAACUGGUCGAAGGUUCCAGGAAACUCCGUCACGUCUUCCUCUUCACCGACCUGCUGCUCUGCACCAAGCUGAAGAAACAGGCUGCGGGAAAAGGGCAACAAUAUGACUGUAAGUGGUACAUCCCACUGGCUGAUCUGAUCUUCCAGACCAUCGAGGACUGUGAGUCCACCCCAAUCCCUCUGGUCCAGGAUGAGGAGAUUGAUGCCAUGAAGAUCAAAAUAUCCCAGAUCAAGAAUGAGAUUCAGAGAGAAAAGAGAACCACCAAAGGACCCAAAGUGAUCGAGCGACUGAGGAAGAAGUUGUCAGAACAAGAGUCUCUGCUGCUUCUCAUGUCACCAAGCAUGGCAUUCAGAGUGGCCAACAGAAAUGGAAAAGGUUUCACAUUCCUCAUCUCCUCUGACUAUGAACGAGCCGAGUGGAGGGAGAUCAUUCGCGAGCAGCAGAAAAAGUGUUUUAAAAGUUUCUCUCUGACCUCUCUGGAGCUGCAGAUGCUCACUAACUCAUGUGUGAAACUCCAGACUGUUCACACCAUUCCAAUGACCAUGAAUAAGGAAGGUAAGGUUCACAAUGCAUUGUACUUUUCAGGGUGUAAUGUACAUUUUAAUUUACCUGCAAUUUUUUUUUUGGUCUUAACCUGCGUAAUCUCACUGCUACCCACAGAUGAUGAAUCUUCUGGUUUGUACGGCUUCCUAAACGUCAUUGUCCACUCUGCAUCAGGCCUGAAACAGAGCUUGAACCUUUACUGCUCUCUGGAGGUGGAUUCCUUCGGCUACUUUGUCAACAAAGCCAAAACACGUGUGUACAGAGAUUCUACGGAGCCCAACUGGAACGAGGAGUUUGAAAUUGAACUAGAGGGCUCUCAAACUCUGAGGCUACUCUGCUAUGAGAAGUGCUGCAACAAAACCAAGCAGAGCAAAGAGGAUGGAGAAAUCACAGACAAGAUCAUGGCCAAAGGACAAAUAAAGCUUGAUCCUCAGACAUUGCAAAAUAAAGACUGGCAGAGGACAGUCAUCGCCAUGAAUGGGAUUGAAGUGAAGCUUUCAAUGAAGUUCACCAGCAGAGAGUUCAGUCUGAAGCGAAUGCCUUCACGAAAACAGUCUGGUGUCUUUGGAGUGAAGAUCAAUGUAGUAACUAAACGAGAGCGCUCCAAGGUUCCACUCAUUGUGAGACAGUGUGUGGAGGAGAUUGAGCGCCGAGGGAUGGAGGAGGUGGGAAUCUACAGAGUGUCUGGCGUCGCAACUGACAUCCAGGCGCUGAAGGCUGCCUUUGAUUCAAACAACAAGGAUGUGUCGGUCAUGAUGAGGGAGAUGGACGUAAACGCCAUCGCUGGAACACUGAAGCUGUAUUUCCGCGAGCUGCCAGAGCCUCUUUUCACUGAUGAGUUGUACCCUAACUUUGUAGGAGGAAUCGCUCUCUCUGACAGUGUGGCCAAGGAGAGCUGCAUGCUCAACCUGUUGCUGUCUCUACCAGAGCCCAAUCUGCUGACCUUCCUCUUCUUGCUCGACCACCUUAAAAGGGUGACUGAAAAUGAGAGCGUCAACAAGAUGUCUUUGCACAAUCUGGCCACAGUUUUUGGCCCCACUUUGCUUCGGCCCUCUGAGAAAGACAGCAAAGUCUCAAACAGCUCACAGCCAAUCUCCAUGAAUGACAGUUGGUCUUUAGAGGUCAUGGCUCAGGUGCAAGUUCUUCUCUACUUCCUUCAGCUGGAGAGGAUUCCAACACCUGACAGCAAACGUCAAAGCCUUCUGUUCUCUACUGAAGUUUAAUGGGAACAUCCUGCACUUACAUGUCUGUAAAUGUACUAUUCAGAGGCAGAAUGUUAGCUGCUCAAUGUGAUGGAUGCUGCUGAGCAGCUUUGGCUGGCUGGUUUACUCCCAGGAUGCUUAAUUUAGCCACCAGGUGGAACCAUCAGCACAUUGUCAGCUAGAAAACAGCCAUCAUGACCAAAGCAAUCUCUUUUGGAGAUGUGAUGAGUUGUGUUCUGUUUGCUUUCAAGCUUACCUGCUUUGUCAGAAAAAGACAACCCUGUAUGAUAUAUGGUCAAAAUGUAGAAAUUUAAAAUCAAUUUUUUUUUUUUUAAUUUACAGUUCACAAAGCAUUAUGUACUGUGCUUUAAUAUUUUUCACUGCCCUGUUCUGUCACUGAGCACAUUAGCUCCAUAUUCACCAAGGUGGAUUUCUGCUGUAGUUAGAUUUUGUAAGAUACAUUUCUGUGGAUAUAUGACGGAUGAAAUGUUGGAUGAAUGGACCUAUAUAUUUUUCUUAUCUAUACAUGUUUUUUUUCUUCCCAGUAAUGUUUGACUUGGUUGAAAGCUCAUCUGUGCCAAUUUUUCCCUGCUGAUGACUAGUAGAAAAUUUCAGUAAUUACCCUUAUGUUUACACACACUCUUAAAUUUGUACAGAAUUUAAAAGUAUGAGACUGAAAACUGUAGUAAUACACAGCAACAUGCAGGCAUGUUGACCUAACCAUUGAAAGUGUUUUGUUAACUGUGCUAUACAACUUGUACUGAGAACCUAACAGGUUCUCUCGGUGGUGUCCGAGCCAACUUUCACGUACAUACGAGUGCUGUUUUUGAAGGUGGUACAGAGAAGUGGAAGGUAAAUCAUUCCAGGAAAAGGUGAGGCCUAAUUCUUCCACUCAUGGAAUGUAUAUUGUGCUGUGUGUCAUUUUAAUUUCACCAUGGUCUUUUGUCCAUAUCUCAUAUGUUUUGUGUCCACAUUGUUUCUAGCUUCUGUCUGAUUUGGUUUAUUCAGUUGGAGUUGAUGUGCUGCUCCCUGCAUUCCUUCUGUGUAGUCUGACUAUAUAAGAUAAAACCACACUGCUGUAGAAAUGAGAGCACCUGCAGAUAAUCCAAAAUGUUCCCUAGUAGAAGCACAGUAAUUCACUCAUAUCCAUGUCUGCUGGUUUAUUAACAUCCAUGUACCUAGUAUUGCUUUUAAAGCCAAGUGAAAGUACACUGUGUGCUUGCAUCAUUGUUUUUUUUUUUCCAAAUCACUUAAAGCAUCCAAACACUUCUUAGCACAAACUGUAAGGUUGUGAUUUAUGUGAAAUAAGCAAUAACUCUUAGUAAUUCUUAGGAUGACCAAUGGCUAGUGGAUCUUGUAUGUAUGAUUUAUGUAAAUAAAACUUGGUAAUAUUA